Strongyloides ratti is the source of this 441-nucleotide messenger RNA. Its product is annotated as Transthyretin-like family-containing protein. Bases 1 to 441 code for a protein of 146 amino acids. Lineage: Eukaryota; Metazoa; Nematoda; Chromadorea; Rhabditida; Strongyloididae. The transcript has a single exon. Gene Ontology annotation, cellular component: cell surface. The record is from RefSeq and is a predicted model, not a curated record.
AUGUCUUUUGGUAUUACAUAUAUUACUAUUGCUAUUCUUAUAUCAUCAACACUGGUAGAAAGUAUUGGAAGGACACAGGCAGCUGGAGCUAAAGGAUACCUUACUUGUAAUGGAAAACCAGCUACUGAUGUUAAAAUAAAAAUGUAUGAUGAUGAUUCUGGUAUAGAUCUUGAUGAUUUUAUGGCAGAAACUACAACUGACUCUAAAGGAUAUUUUUCUUUAUCAGGAACAAAAUCUGAGUUACUUACAAUUGAUGCUAAAAUAAAUAUUUAUCAUAAUUGUAAUGAUAAUGUUCUUCAAAAAUUAUGUUACAGAAAAUUUACAAUUUGGAUUCCAGAUAAUUAUAUAAAUUCUGGUUCAACAGCAACAAACUUUUAUGAUAUUGGAAGAAUUGAAUUAGCUGGAAAGAUAUCUGGUGAAAGUAGAGAUUGUAUAAAUUAA